CGAGCUAUGGCUCAGCCAGACCUUGAAUUAAAUUCUUUAAAAUACAUUACAACAGUAUUAAAAAUAUUAGGACUACUAUCCUGUUCUUUUGAGGCAAUUUUGAAAUUGAAAUCAAGCGAUCAAAUAUUUCCGAAAAAAAGGAUAGUGUAUUGCAUUACUUUUGGUAUAAUAUCUACUUUAAUAUCUAUUCAAGGGUUGCGAGACUGUCCCAGAAAAUACUCUACACCCUUAGCAAAAAUUACAACAAUAUUGCAAAGAUAUGGUUCAGUUUUAAUAAUUUCUCUAACUUAUGGCUUUAAUACUUUCUUUCGACACAAACUUUAUAACUCGAUAAAAAUUCUAUUAAAAGUCGAUGAAAUACUGAAUGCAAAGAAUAUGAAACCCAUAAAAAGUAAAACUAAGGUGUACUUUGUAUAUUUUGCGAGUACAAUACUUUUAGUUAGUACAAGUACAUUUCUUUUAAUUUAUGAAUCACAUGGUUUUAAUCGUAAAUGCAGUUUUCAAUAUCAUAUUUGCAACGUCGUAAUUACUACAACAGUGUGUUUCAUCAUGCUUUUGAUGUUAGAAAUAUGGAGAAGAUUAAUCAUUUUGAAUAAGUAUUUAACAAAUAUAAUAAAAAAAUCUUGGACUAAUGUUAGUCUAAUUUAUCGCGAGCUUGUAAAAAUCAGUGAAAUUCAUCUUGACUUGUGUCAAGCUGCAGAUUCUCUAAACCGAUAUUUUGAGGUCCAAAUUUUAACAAUUUUUGGAGUGUCUUUCUAUUUCUUUAUUUCAAUCUUUUUUUACUUUUUCACUGGAGAAAACAUAUUUACAACAUAUAAUAAAUUGUUUUUCAUAUACAAUGCUCUAAUAUUUAGAGCUUUAUUUCUCUUUUUUCAACUAUGGGGUACUGUUUAUACAUUGAGUGAAGUCGCAAAAGAGUCGAAAAAAAUAAUCGAAAUUGUGCAUACUAUGAAAAUAAACACUACAAAUUCAAACAUUCGUGUUUGGGUAUAA
Tribolium madens (black flour beetle) is the source of this 993-nucleotide messenger RNA. RefSeq names its product putative gustatory receptor 28b. Gene Ontology annotation, biological process: sensory perception of taste. Gene Ontology annotation, cellular component: membrane. Bases 7 to 993 code for a protein of 328 amino acids. NCBI's taxonomy places the organism in Eukaryota, Metazoa, Arthropoda, Insecta, Coleoptera, Tenebrionidae. The transcript has 2 exons. The record is from RefSeq and is a predicted model, not a curated record.